Molecule: messenger RNA, 846 nt
Organism: Dictyostelium discoideum AX4
Lineage: Eukaryota; Evosea; Eumycetozoa; Dictyosteliales; Dictyosteliaceae
Exons: 4
Coding region: 1-846 (281 amino acids)
Source: RefSeq, a predicted model, not a curated record
AUGUCAAGCAAAAUUUAUUUAGAAUCAAUCUCUUAUGACCAAAAUGAUGAUAAAUCAAAAUUCAAGAGUAAUACUCCAUACAAAGCACAUCGUAAAACUACAUCAGCAUUGGUUAGAAAUGCAGAUGCAGCAUUGUAUGAUAUAACAAAUUCUCCACCACAAUCAACUAGUAAAUACUCUUCUCCAUUGUCACCACAAACACCAAAACUUUCAUCACCAAGACAAUCUGUAUCUACAAAAUCAACCCCAUUAAAAUCAAACUCUAAUAAUAAUAAUAAUAAUUCAUCAAACCAUAUUAGUUUCUUAGACGGUACAUCACUUAGUCCAAAAUCUUCAAGAUACACAAUCUCUCAUACUCCAACAAAAAGAGAACUUAUUACUUCUGCUUCAACCACUUCUCCAACAAUGAUGACCCUUACUCAUACUCAACAACAACAACAACAACAACCACCACCAUCUCCAUCACCAGUUGUUUCUGCUGCAUCUGCUGCUAAAAACUUUUUUACUCCAACUAAACCAAAUAAAUUAAAAAAGAAACAAAUGGAAAAAGAGAUGGAAUUAUUAAAAGAUAAAAUUAGAAUUAUGGAAAAAGUUAGAAUCGAUAACGAUAGUGAUACUGAUAAGAUGAGAAUGGCAUUGAUCGAAGCCCUUUCAGAAAAUGAUAAAUUACAAAAUAAAGUUGCCGACUUGGAAGCAACCAUCGCCUCAAUGAAAAAAGAAUUGGAUAAAGGCUCAUAUGAAGCUUGGAAAGGUUAUUGUUCACUCCAAGACUCACCACCAGGUAACUCCUCAAGAUACUCCAAAAAAAGAGCUCUUGGUUCUGCAAUUAAUUCUUCAAAUUUUUAA